UCAACUGUCUAUCUAGCACUAGCAGAUUGAGCUAUUUAGCAACACUCUUGUAAGAAUUAUUUUUGUUCAUUAUUAAUACCGACUUUACAAGAAAACUGGAAAAUAUUUCACAAAUUAUCCUCCGGUAAACAUAGUCCUCCAAUGUCUGGUCAAAAUUCGGCAUCCAAUUGCAGAGUCAAUCCGUACGAAUAUCUCCAAAUUCUGGUAAAUCCCGAUGGCACGAUCACAAGAGAUCCCAACCGGUUCCCAAAUUCUGCACCUUCACUUGAUUCUAAUCAUGUUCUUUCUCGAGACAUACCCAUCAACCAUUCCAACAAUACAUGGGUCCGUGUCUUUUUACCUGAUUCUUCCUUUUCUUGCAGCAAACUUCCUCUCAUAGUGUACUUCCAUGGCGGAGGAUUCAUCAACUGCAGUGCAUCCUCAACGAUUUUUCAUGAUUUUUGCUCCAACAUGGCCGCUGAUAUUCCCGCUAUUGUUGUCUCAUUUAACUAUCGACUGGCUCCUGAGCAUCGUCUACCCGCGGCCUACGAUGAUGCUGUGGAGGUAUUCCAGUGGAUCAAGAACAAUAGCCAACUCGACUGGAUGAGAGAAUGUGCUGAUUAUAAUAGAUGUUUCAUUAUGGGUAGUAGUGCAGGAGCUAAUAUAGCCUACCAUGCGGGCUUUCGUGUGAGCAAAGAAGUUGAUAGGCUUGAGCCGUUGAAGAUCAAAGGGCUGAUAUUACACCAUCCAUUCAUCGGUGGAACCCAGAGGACAGAGUCGGAGUUGAGGUUAGUGAACGACCUCCAUUUGCCACAAAGUGUGAGCGAUCUCAUGUGGGAGUUGGCCCUGCCAAUUGGGGUCGACCGUGAUCAUGAGUAUUGCAAUCCAAUGGCAAAUGGUGGGUCGAAGCUCUGGGACAAAAUGAGGUUGCUGGGAUGGAGAGUGUUGGUGACUGGAUGCAAUGGUGACCCAACGAUUGAUCGUCAGAUGGAGCUUGUGCAAAUGUUGAGGGCUAAAAAUGUAGGAAUCACGGGCCAUUUUAGCGAGGGAGGUUAUCAUGUUGUGGAGCUUAAGGAGCCCUCCAAGUUUAAGGCUAUGCUUUUGGUUUUGAAAGAAGAGAAUUCAUGGUUUGUUGAGCAGUGAUUAGAAAAUUAGUAAGUAAGUUUUAAUUAAUUAAAUAAAAGAAUUAUGAGUAUUUUUAAUUAAGAAAGAAAGGAGUUUACUUAUGGCAAGUCUAAUUUUCAUCCAAUAAA
Messenger RNA from Manihot esculenta (cassava), 1232 nucleotides. Its product is annotated as carboxylesterase 1. The transcript has a single exon. The coding region runs from base 142 to 1122 and encodes 326 amino acids. Gene Ontology annotation, molecular function: hydrolase activity. The record is from RefSeq and is a predicted model, not a curated record. Lineage: Eukaryota; Viridiplantae; Streptophyta; Magnoliopsida; Malpighiales; Euphorbiaceae.